AUUCCCAUCCGUGUUAGGAUUCUUAAAAUACUCCAACUUUCCUUCUUAAGAGCCCUUCUUCUUUUAAACCCUAGAGGCCUAAAAUUAGGCCUUUAAACCGCCUCCAGAUCCAAAGCCCAAUCCCUCUCUCUCUUCCUCCUUGUCGAAACCCUAGAAUCUCCGUUGCAGAGAUUUUGGGCAAACAAGCAUGGAUAUUGAAUUGUCAGAUCAUAAAUCUUUGGAUAUCAGUAUCUCAGAUAUUGAUAAUGAUCCUGUCCCGCUAGAUACUCAAGCUUUUUCUCUUGAUCAUGAACUUCCGGAACAGGUAAAGAUUGAAAAUGCCGUCGAGGACCAUCAUUGUAUACCAAGUUCUGAACCGAAUAAUGAGAAUGGCAAUUUUCAACCGCAUAAUGAUAUAGGCAAUUUUGAAGCGCAUGCUGAUGAUUUAGUCACUCCUGAACCUCAACCUAAGCGUCGAAGAAAGAAGUCUAUUGUCUGGGAAUAUUUCACUGUUCAAAACGCGGGUGAAAAUACUAAAAGGGCUUGUUGUAAGAAAUGCAAGCAAACUUUUGCCUACAGUAAUGGAAAUAAAGUUGCAGGUACGAGCCACCUCAAGCGUCACAUUGAAUUGGGAACCUGCCCAGUACUUCGUCGCAAGGAGAAAAGUCUUGGAACAAUUACUCCACUAGCUGCCCUUGGAGGGGGUGCCGCUGCUGGUUCACCAAAAAGCCACUAUAAGGGUCGGUCGCGUUACUCUCAAAAUCUCUCAUUUGAUUACUGCCGUUCCCGCCGUGAGAUUGCCGAGAUGAUCAUCUUGCACGAAUAUCCACUACACAUGGUAGAACAUUCUGGUUUUGUAUCUUUUGUGCGAAAUCUUCAGCCACAGUUCAAUAUGGUCGAUGUUAACACUGUUAAAGCAGAUUGUUUAGAGAUAUACUCAUGCGAGAAACAAGAUCUUGCUAACCUUCUUGGUCAAAUCCCUGGUCGGAUUAGCCUGAGUGUGGACUUGUUGAUAUCAAGUCAAACGGUUGGGUAUGUGUUGGUGACCGGAUCUUUCAUUGAUAGCAAUUGGAAACUUCAUAGACGGAUCCUUAACGUUGUGAUGGUACCGGUUCCAUAUAACGGAGAAGCACUUAAUCAUGCUGUUGGAGUUUGUCUUGCUGACUGGGGUUUGGUGAGUAAGUUGUUUACCUUAACUUUAGACAAGGGAAUUUGGACAGGAAGUGAAAUUCAAAGUCUAAGAGGUUUCCUUUCCAUGAAGAACCCAUUAAUAUUGAGUGGUCAGUUUUUGAUUGAGCAUUGUUAUGCACAUCUUUUAAGUAGCAUGGCGCAAGAUGGGCUAAAUUCUGUACGGGAAACCAUAAACAGAGUUCGUGAAAGCAUAAAAUACGUGAAGACGUCAAUGGUGCAUGAACAGAAAUUUUUGGAGCUGAAAGAACAACUCCAACUGCCUAGUACAAAGACCCUGUUCCUCGAUGAUCAGACACAAUGGAACUCUACGUAUCUCAUGCUGGUGACUGGCCUAGAAUCAAAGGAAGUCUUUUCUUGCUUAGAUGCUGCAGAUCCAGAGUAUAAAUUAUCUUUAUCGAUGGAAGAAUGGAAGCAAAUUGAGACUCUCUGCAAACACUUGGGGGAGUUUGAUCGAGCAGCCAAUGUGUUGGGAGAUCCAGCUUCUUCCACUGCAAAUAACUACAUUCAUGAAUUGUGGAAACUUCAUUUGGAUUUGAACCAAGCAUCAUCCAUAAGUGAGGACGACUUUGAAAGGGCUUUAGUAGAGCCGAUGAAGGAAAAGUGGGAUAAGUACUGGAGCAGCUGUAACUUGGUCUUAGCUUUUGCUGUUGUGAUGGACCCUCGAUUUAAGUUGAAGCUUGUGGAGUUCAGCUUCACAAAGAUCUACGGUGACAAUGCAUCCUCAUAUGUCAAAGUUGUUGAUGAUGGCAUCCAUGAGUUAUAUUCUGAGUAUGUGAUUCAACCACUUAUGAUGACAGCAGCCAAUGCAGAAGUUCGAAACUCAGAAAAUAUUGUCAAAACAGAAGUAACAGAGGUAUCAUUAUCUUCCCCUAUAGCAUCUCUUGGUCCUUCGAGUGACAGGCUUUCGGAUUUUGAUGCCUUUAUACACGAGUCUUCAACUACUCAACAGACUAAAUCGGAGCUUGACCAGUACUUGGAGGAGGCUUUGUUACCUCGAAUACCAUUUGAUGUCCUGGCCUGGUGGAAAUUGAACGAACUGAAGUACCCAAUUCUUUCAAAGAUGGCGCGUGAUAUUUUAUCAAUUCCAGUUUCUACAGUUAGUUCUGAAACUGCAUUUAAGAUUGGAGGAAACAAGCUUGAUGUUUACAGGAGUUCACUGCAACCUGAGACAUUGGAAGCCCUUAUUUGUGCCAAAGAUUGGCUUCCUUGUCGACAAUGAGCAGCAGAUUUAGACUAUCAACUUUUUGUUUACUUCUUUCUUUACAAGUUUACUUCUUUACUGUCAAUUCCUAGGAAUUCUUUUAUACAUAGAGAUGAUAGUGUAGGAAACAGAGAGAGAGAGAGUAGUAUUUCCAAUUCGCACAGUAUUCUUGAUUUAAUGAAAAUCUUAUUUUUUGCUCCU
This is a messenger RNA of Papaver somniferum (opium poppy), 2572 nucleotides long. Its product is annotated as zinc finger BED domain-containing protein DAYSLEEPER-like. Bases 188 to 2389 code for a protein of 733 amino acids. The record is from RefSeq and is a predicted model, not a curated record. The transcript is spliced from 2 exons. NCBI's taxonomy places the organism in Eukaryota, Viridiplantae, Streptophyta, Magnoliopsida, Ranunculales, Papaveraceae. Gene Ontology annotation, molecular function: DNA binding; protein dimerization activity.